Messenger RNA from Lodderomyces margitis, 927 nucleotides. RefSeq lists its product as uncharacterized. The record is from RefSeq and is a predicted model, not a curated record. The transcript has a single exon. Bases 1 to 927 code for a protein of 308 amino acids. Gene Ontology annotation, molecular function: Atg8-family ligase activity. Gene Ontology annotation, biological process: autophagosome assembly; autophagy of mitochondrion; nucleophagy. NCBI's taxonomy places the organism in Eukaryota, Fungi, Ascomycota, Pichiomycetes, Serinales, Debaryomycetaceae. Gene Ontology annotation, cellular component: cytosol; cytoplasmic ubiquitin ligase complex.
AUGCUUAGAUCUAAAUUAUCAUCACUUCGAGAAUACCUUACUCCGAUAAAUCACAAUUCUAAUUUUCUUACUACUGGAGAAAUCAGUCCUGAGGAGUUUGUUCAAGCAGGUGACUAUCUCGUUUACAAGUUCCCCACAUGGCAGUGGGCCACAUGUCCCAAGAAUCUUCAGAAACUGUUUUUACCUCCUGAAAAGCAAGUUUUGGUGACAAAACAUGUACCUAGUCAUGUAAGGGCAUCAAAUUUUGAAGGAGAGCUAGAGGACGAAGAUGAAGAAGUAGUUAUAGGUGGUGACAAUGAUGAAGAUGGCAAGGACAAGAACGAGGAGGAGGAUGAAGAGUACGGCUGGAUCAGAUCAAACAAGAAUACCGGAAAAGCGAAUGAAAAGUGUCCUCAGUCUAAGGAAGAGAUCGGUGAUAUUGACGACUUGAUAGAUAAUGAUGCUGAGGAAGCCGACGAGUCCGAUCAUGAUUUCGACAAUUUGGACAUAGUGUAUGACUCGAACAAUAAGCUUAGGAAAUAUGACUUAUACAUCACUUACUCGACAUCGUAUCGUGUUCCCAAAGUGUACCUUGUUGGGUAUGACUCUAACGGGAUCCCCUUGUUACCGAAACAAAUGUACGAAGAUAUAAAUUCCGAUUACAAAGAUAAAACUGUCACCAUUGAGAAUCUUCCAGUAGCUUCCAACACUACAUCGAUAUCAAUUCAUCCUUGCAAACAUUCCUCGGUAAUGAAGGUGCUUAUGAGCCAUCAGCUGAAGAGAAAAAGCGACAAGGCAGUGGAAGAAGACUUACAGAAUUUGUCGAUUGAAAAUAUUGAGCCCGAGGCGGAAGGAAUUAGAGUUGACCAAUAUUUGGUAGUUUUUCUCAAAUUUAUCGCCAGUGUAACACCUGGUAUUGAAUAUGACUACACGAUGGAUGCUUUGUAA